Messenger RNA from Ixodes scapularis (black-legged tick), 1060 nucleotides. RefSeq lists its product as uncharacterized. The coding region runs from base 50 to 1027 and encodes 325 amino acids. The record is from RefSeq and is a predicted model, not a curated record. The transcript is spliced from 10 exons. Lineage: Eukaryota; Metazoa; Arthropoda; Arachnida; Ixodida; Ixodidae.
UGAAGCGUGCCAACAAGGAUCACUUCGAAACUCAAACCAGGGGAGACCCAUGCCCCCCGCCAGAAAGCAGCGUCGACGACGGAACAAGGCCUCGUCUAGACAAGGCAUGCGUGAGCGAGACGUCCCCAAGAGAAAGGACGCUGAAGCUGCUGCGCGCCAAGUGUACGCUGCUCGAAUCACGAGGGGAGUCAAGUCGCUCUGCUACCGGCGGGAGUCCCUCAUUGCCAGGAGAACAGAGCCCAAGGACGGCGAGUCUCUCAAGAGGCGUCUGGAGAAGGACCUGCGCAGCCUUCUAGGCGGCGAGACGAGCGUGGACCAUCACCGGGACCACGCGGGUGGCAGGGCUCAUCGAGCUUCGCCGGUUGCCCCCCGGAGGGCCUGUUACGGCAGUCCGGUCGUCGAGCGGGCCGCCUCUCCAGCGCCCUGUUCCGCUUCGUCAUCGUCGUCGUCGCCCGAGCUCGCCAGGAAGGAACGGCGCCGCCGCAGACCCCGGAAGAACGAAGGGACCCAGGUUUGCCUUUCCGGGCCACGUGACCGGAAGGGGGCGGGGCCCCAGCGGCGGCGGCUCCUCACCUCCCCGGCCAGCCAAGACGUCGCCUGGGUCGCGUCCACGUCCACGAGUCGCACGGCCGAGGGUCGUCCGGUGGCUCCACACACUGAUUACCGGGAAGAGAAGUGUGUAUCGGAGAGCGUGAAGGCACUCCAGGAGUCGGCCAACCUCCGACGCGCCCCCUUCUUGGCUGGAACAAGUUCACUGGAAGAAGUGAGACGCUGCUUUGCUGAUUUUCAGAUUCGCCACGACAGACACGCUUGCAAGAGGCGACCUGCCCCGAGUUCACCGUCGGAACGCCCCAAUCAGCCGCAAAACUUCCAGGAGGGUUCCUCGGCGCGUCGGAGCCUGCGUCGACAUGGGGGCCUCGGAGAUCCCCGCCGCAAGUCGGCUGGGUGGACGUGGCUUCUCAACGUCCUCCGCCUCGUCUGGACUGCGAUCUCGCCCAGGGGAUCGAGCGGACCACCAGGUCCCUGAACGCCUCUUUCGGUCGGGUCUCCUCCGUCCGGU